AUGAAAGAAAAAAAAGUGACCAAACUCAAUGGAGAAACAUCUGCUGGGAAUGUUAUUCCACUUGAUAAUGAUAUUGUCACUGAUACAUCUCUUUUGUGGGGAUUUCCGUUUACAUUGAGUUGCAAUUGCUCUCAAUCAAUCUUAUAUUCUGAAAGAAUUGGUGAACAUGGUUUAUUGAAAGAAGCAGGCCAUUUACAAGUUAUCAAGAAAACAAUGCAUAAAAACAAAAAUCUCAUUCAGGUGAUCGACAAGAUUGGAACAUACAUCAAAGAUUUUAAUUGCUCCUGGUUAGUUGUGAAAGCAUUGGAACUUGCCAAUGAUGAGAAAAAAAUGUCCUACAAGAGAAAUAUAACAAAAAGGUUAUUUCUUUUAUUGCAAAGUGAUGGAACUGUAUCACACUUUCCAUCUUCAAGUUUGAGAAAUAUAACAAAAAGGUUAUUUCUUUUAUUGCAAAGUGAUGGAACUGUAUCACACUCUCCAUCUUCAAGUUUGUGUAUUUGA
Molecule: messenger RNA, 501 nt
Organism: Lactuca sativa (garden lettuce)
Lineage: Eukaryota; Viridiplantae; Streptophyta; Magnoliopsida; Asterales; Asteraceae
Product: farnesyl pyrophosphate synthase 2
Source: RefSeq, a predicted model, not a curated record